AUGUUAAAACCCCGGCUGUUCUGUAAACACAGAAUAUCCCUCACCAACCUACGAUAUAAAUCCUCCGACAGCAGACACACCUCUGUACCCAAAACUAUUCCCAUACACAAAUCUCGGAUAAGGAGCGUUCCUGGUGAUUUCCAGGUUAUCGAGGGUGAGAAGGGCUUGUUUCAUAUGGAAAUACCGUUCGGUAACUGGAGGGCUGCAUCUUUUGUGAGUUACUUUCCUACGGUUCCUUAUGUCCCAGAAGGUUUCAAUGAUAAGCGGACCAUCAAAUCUGAGAUAACGGGAGAAUCAUAUCACAUUGGAACCACUGAUUAUGCGGUAACCAGAAUAGCAGAAUGCGGUGGAUUGGACGCUUACCUUUUGAAAACUCCAGAGGAUGAGAUUGAUUCACAAUUCGGAGUUGAGCUGAAGCGGCUCAUCCUCACGAUAAUAGAGUCAGAAGAAUUACUGGAAUCUCCCAUCACUACAGACGAAUGUUUAAGACAAUCUCUCAAGUUGGAAGCAAUGCUAGGAUUCAAACUGUCAACUACCGACAGUAUGAUUAGUGACGUUUUGCAUGAGAAGGAUAUUGAUGAUGAUGAUAAUCUUAUAGGGAACAUUUUUGAUCAGUUAGACGAUGAGAUAUGAGCAGUUACUGUAUAUUUAGAGCACUAAUUGAGCUAGUUUUGAAUACCGGGCCGAGAUGAAAUAAAAAUUAAUGCAAACGUAAACUCAAAACUGUAUGAUUACACUAAAUUAGACACAGAAAAUAGUUACUUGAAUACUUACAGCAAUUUGUGACCCUUGAACCUUAGUAUUUGUAGAGGACCAAUGACAUUUGCAUGUUGUUAUCAAGCAGAUAUGUGCAAUUAUGAUGAAACUAAUUUAUUACUAACUUAUGUUUUCAUACUUUACGAAUUUACCGGUUUAUCAU
Messenger RNA from Bolinopsis microptera, 919 nucleotides. RefSeq lists its product as uncharacterized. The coding region runs from base 1 to 633 and encodes 210 amino acids. NCBI's taxonomy places the organism in Eukaryota, Metazoa, Ctenophora, Tentaculata, Lobata, Bolinopsidae. The transcript is spliced from 4 exons. The record is from RefSeq and is a predicted model, not a curated record.